CGUGUGCGUGUCCCCAUUCUCCACAAACUGCUGACUAACUCAACCGGUGUCACUGUCCCGGCCUGGAGCCGAACCUGCGCUGCAGGGAUGGAGCUGCGGCAGAGCUGCGUGGAGGUGGAGGUGUGAGGAGCGGACGGUGGACCCGGCAGUGGAUUGAAGCCACUUGUAAAUGUAUGUUUUAUCCAUGAUGGCUGACCAUCAUCCUCCACCACUGGAAAACACCCCACUACUAACAACUGACAUUCCUCUGCUUCCAACACCCAUUGUCAAUGGAGAAGGUGGCCAGCAGGUUAUUCUGGUCCAAGUGAACCCAGGAGAAGCUUUUACAAUAAGAAGAGAAGAUGGCCAGUUUCAGUGCAUUACAGGUCCCGCUCAGGUCCCCAUGAUGUCCCCAAAUGGUUCAGUCCCCCCAAUCUAUGUGCCUCCAGGUUAUGCUCAGCAGGUGAUUGAAGACAAUGGUGUGCGGAGAGUUGUAGUUGUUCCUCAGCCCCCAGAAUUCCACACAAGUGGUCAUGCAGUUAUACAUCGACCUCCACUGCAAGGCUUUAUUCCCCUUCCAGCUAUGAUGCCGCCUCCUCCUCGUCACAUUUACUCACCGGUCAGUGGAGGAGAUAUUGCCUCUCAAUACACGCCUCAGUAUCACCCCACACAGGUAUAUGGAGAUUUGGAUCCACUAUCACAUGGGAGGUCCAGUCUCAGAGAUGAGAGGUCUAAUAAAAUACAUGAACGACUGCAGAAGAAGCUAAAAGACAGACAUGGUGCACAGAAAGACAAACUCAACAGCCCCCCAUAUUCACCCAAGAAAAGCACUUCUCCGGUCAACGAAUCCAAUGGCGUAAUCAAAGGGCAAAACAGUCCAUCUCUAAACACAGGACAGUCCAAGAACAAGCAGAAAGGGAAGACAUCGGCCCAGGUAGAAGCAGAACCGCCAGAAAAAGAUGAAGAAACGAAAGCACUGGAAGCGCAGCUUUCUAACAUUUCCAAGCCGGCGGUGUCUGACAUUCAAGCACGAUCUGUGAUACUGACCUGGUCACCGCCUUCCAGUUUGAUCAGUGAAGAGAGUGAUAGUACAAACAACCCUGAGCUUUAUACAUAUGAAAUAUUGUUAUCCAACAGUGGAAAGGAUGAAAAAUUCAAGGUGGCAUAUAGUGGAGUGAAGACCAGUGUUACAGUGGAUGAUCUGAGGCCUGCAACAGAUUACCACGCCAGAGUUCAAGCAGAACUGAAUUCUGUUAAAGGGAACCCUUCCGAGGCUGUAAGUUUUACCACAAUGAGCUGCGAGCCGGACACCCCAAACCCUCCAAGAAUCACAAACCGGACCAAAAAUUCACUUUCCCUCCAAUGGAAGCUAUCAUGUGACAAUGGUUCUAAGAUACACAGUUAUCUUCUAGAGUGGGAUGAGGGAAAGGGGUGCCAAGAGUUUUCCCAGUGCUACUAUGGACUACAGAAGCAGUUUAGGGUAACUAAGCUGUCACCAGCAAUGGGGUAUACUUUCAGGCUUGCAGCAAAAAAUGACAUGGGCAUGAGUGGUUUCAGCGAAGAAGUGUUAUUCCACACCUCAGGCAGUGCUCCCACCGUGCCAGCAAGUCCUACCCUUAUUAAAGCUGGAAUUAGUUGGUUGUCUGUACAAUGGACUAAACCCUCAGGUACACCGUCCGAUGAAGGAAUUUCUUAUAUUUUGGAAAUGGAAGACGAAACCUCGGGCUAUGGCUUUAAGCCAAAGUAUAAUGGAGAUGACCUCACAUUCACAGUGAAGAACCUGAGGCGCAGCACAAAAUACAAGUUCAGGGUGAUUGCAUACAAUGCAGAAGGAAAAAGUGGUCCAAGUGAAGUUGUGGAAUUUGUAACAUGUCCAGACAAGCCAGGACCACCGCCAAAACCUUCAGUCAAAGGAAAGGUUCAUGCACAGAGUUUCCGCAUUGUUUGGGAUCCACCGAAAGAUGAUGGAGGAGCACCAAUUACUAAGUACGUUGUGGAAAUGUCUGAAGAUCGCAAUGGAAGCAAGUGGGACAUUGUUUACAGCGGGACAGCGAAGGAGCAUCUGUGUGACCACUUGAGCCCAGGCUGUUCAUAUUGGCUUCAUGUUUACUGCAUCAAUGAAGGUGGACAGAGUCAGUCUUCAGAGAGUUUAAUGGUGCAGACCCCAGCUGUGUUCCCUGGUCCUUGCCAACCACCCAGGCUCCAAGGCAGACCUCGGGCAAGAGAAGUGCAAUUGCGAUGGGCUCCCCCUGUGGUAGACGGUGGGUCUCCGGUCACCUGUUACAGUCUGGAGAUGUGUACGUGUGAAGGUGACCAAAGGGAGGUGUACCAAGGAAGUGAACUAGAGCACACUGUGUGUGGCCUUCUUCCAGGAAAAAUAUACAGCUUCCGGUUACGUGCAGCUAACAAAGCUGGGUUUGGACCAUUUUCAGAAAAGUGUGAAAUUACAACAGCACCAGGACCACCCGAACAGUGCCGACCUCCUCAGAUAUCCUGCAAAUCUGCAACAUGUGCUCUCGUACACUGGGAGGCUCCAAACAAUAAUGGUGCGGAAAUUACAGAGUACCGGGUGGAGUGGGGAGGAAUGGAAGGUUGUAUGCAGAUUUGCUACUGUGGACCUGGCUUCUCUUAUGAAGUGAAAGGCCUUUCACCAGCAAUCGUCUACUACUGCAGGGUUCAGGCUGUAAACAUUGCUGGUGCAGGCAUUUUUAGUGAUGUUGUGGCCUGCAUGACUCCCGCCUCUGUACCAGCUGCUGUGACCAAUCUCUGGGGAAUGAAGGAAGACGAAAUAGACAGUCCCCAUUACUCUCCUUCCACCUGCCUUGCUAUACAGUGGGAGAGACCAUGUGACCACGGUUCUGAGAUUACUGGCUACAGUAUAGACUGCGGAGACAAGCAGACUAUAUCAGUUGGGAAGACAGCUAGCUACAUUCUAGAAAACUUACAGCCAGAUACCAUGUACAGAAUACGGGUUCAGGCCCUAAACAGUCUGGGAGCUGGUCCUUUCAGCCACUCUGUUAAAUUGAAAACCAAACCCCUUCCGCCAGAGCCACCCCGCCUGGAAUGUGCUGUUUACAGUCACCAGAACCUUAAACUGAAAUGGGGAGAUGGGACAUCCAGAUCUCUACCAACAGACUCCAUUCAGUACCACCUCCAGAUGGAAGACAAGACUGAGAGGUUUAUAUCCUUAUACAGAGGUCCAUGUCAUACGUACAAAGUACAAAGACUAAAUGAGUCCACAUCCUAUAUGUUUCGUAUUCAGGCAUGCAAUGAGGCUGGUGAAGGACCCUUUUCUCCUGAAUAUGUUUUCACAACUCCAAAAUCUAUUCCCCCUGCCUUGAAAGCACCACGGAUAGAGCGAAUAAAUGAGCAUACCUGUGAAGUCACAUGGGAGUCUUUGCCUCCAAUGAAGGGUGAUCCUGUGAUCUACAUUCUGCAAAUGAUGACCGGAAAGGACUCUGACUUCAAACAGGCAUACAAGGGACCCAAUACAUCUUACCGAUACUGUACCCUGCAUUUGAACUGUGAAUACCGAUUCCGUGUAUGUGCCAUUCGCCAGUGCCAAGAUGCUGCCGGACCACAGGACUUAACUGGUCCCUACAGUGCCACAGUCCUCUUCAUUUCCCACAAGAACGAGUCCCAGUCCAACACCAGCAAAGACAUUGCUGAACCCACAAGGACAACAAGGACGCUCAGCGACGAGCAGUGCGCUGCCGUCAUCCUCGUGCUUUUUGCUACUUUCUCCAUCCUGAUUGCCUUCAUCAUCCAGUACUUUGUCAUAAAGUGAAGUUCAUCCACCUUGCAUCACGUACAUUAUUUUUUUACUGUACAUCUUAUAAGGAAAAAUAGUUUUGUUUUGUUUUUUUCUGAGUUCUUUUAUGAAAACACGGUGGCAUCUAGCACAAUGUCCAGACUUACCGUAGCAUGUCAUGUUGUCUCC
Nanorana parkeri is the source of this 3919-nucleotide messenger RNA. RefSeq names its product fibronectin type III domain containing 3A (gene FNDC3A). Gene Ontology annotation, molecular function: protein binding. The transcript is spliced from 26 exons. Lineage: Eukaryota; Metazoa; Chordata; Amphibia; Anura; Dicroglossidae. The coding region runs from base 170 to 3766 and encodes 1198 amino acids. The record is from RefSeq and is a predicted model, not a curated record.